Messenger RNA from Chenopodium quinoa (quinoa), 1071 nucleotides. RefSeq lists its product as uncharacterized. Bases 1 to 1071 code for a protein of 356 amino acids. Lineage: Eukaryota; Viridiplantae; Streptophyta; Magnoliopsida; Caryophyllales; Amaranthaceae. The record is from RefSeq and is a predicted model, not a curated record. The transcript has 2 exons.
AUGGAGAGCUUCAUUACCACAACUAAUAGUGCCAUCCAACAACAAGGUAGCUCCAUCCAACAGUUGCAAGCCCAGAGUAAGCUCAUGGAAACCCAAAUAAGUCAGCUUUCACAACAGGUGAGUCGCCUAUCAACUCUUCAUGAUCAAGCAAAGGUCCAGAAAGAACAAUGCAAUGCAGUUUUCUUGAGAAGAGAUGAACCAUCUCCGAGGCAAAUAGGUGAGAAGGUGUGCAGUGUGGAGUCUAGGAAAGAUGAAAGGGGAAAAGAUGUCCAAGGCCCCAAAUAUGUUGCUCCACCGGCUUAUGAGGAACCAAUGCCUUUCCCGCAAAGGUUGUCAAAAUCCGUACUCGAUAUACAUUUUGUGAAAUACUGCGAAGCUCUUAAGAAGGUACACGCCUCUACUCCCUUUUCUGAUCUUUUAAUUCAAAUGCCUCAAUUUGCAAAUUUUGUGAAGAAUAUUAAAGAUCAACAUGAGGAUAAGGAAGUAGUAAAUAAGAAAGGCCCUACUCUCUUAUAUGAUAACCUAUCACCUAAGUUGCAUGAUCCUGGCUUGAAAGGACUUAAACCUUCCCCUAUUUCUCUUCAAUUGGCUGAUAGGACCUCUAGACUCCCUAAGGGUGUGGUUGAAGAUGUAUUAGUUAAGGUUGGUGAACUUGUUUUUCCUAUUGAUUUUGUUGUUAUGGACAUGAAAGAAGACCAUAAGAUCCUGAUUAUAUUUGGUCGUCCAUUCCUUGCCACAAGUCAAGCUUUAAUAGAUGUUCCUAAAGGACAAGUCACCAUUAGGGCCCAGGAUAAACAAGUCAUGUUCAAUCUCUCUGAUGAACAUAAUUCUAUAUUUGAUGGUGGUACUUGCUUAAGAAUCGAUGCUACUAACCCCUUGGUUGAUAAGUAUGUAUUUGAUAGAAUGUUCGUGAGAAGCAAGGACAAAAUUCCACCCGAUGAUGUGUUUGGCCAUAUGAAGGUGAGUUCGGAUACAAGGCAAGUCAAUUAUAAAAUGAAGGAGUCACUUGGAAGCAGAUAUUUUCAUGGGCAACAUCGCGGAGUUCCUUCUUCGUGUGGUGACCCAGGCUGA